Messenger RNA from Schistosoma mattheei, 3567 nucleotides. The record is from the annotation of a GenBank genome assembly. NCBI's taxonomy places the organism in Eukaryota, Metazoa, Platyhelminthes, Trematoda, Strigeidida, Schistosomatidae.
AUGUCUUCGAAGGCUGUUUACGAAGAAUCUGCUAAGCUGCUUAUAUACAACUCGAUAUGCUACUCUAAGUUAGCGAAAAAUCCACUUCGCGUAGUUAAAGUGGGUGAUGAUGUUAGUCUAGUGACAGAUGAAUGGAUAUUACUUAAUGAUCUUGUCAGUAAGCCCGAUGUCCUCAUAAAACGCAGGGGAAAAUUGGGACUAGUUUUUGCAGGCUUCCAUUGGGCGGAUUUACAGGGGAAAAUAAAUAGUUUGUUGGCGAGCAAAUUCACGAUCGGUUCUACCAGUGGAAUUCUCGAUCGCUUCCUUAUUGAACCAUUUGUACCACAUGAACAGCAAGAAGAGUACUAUCUGUGUAUGUACACUCAAAGGAAUUCAAAUGUUAUCCUUUUUCAUCAUGCCGGUGGAGUAGAUGUGGGUGAAGUAGAUUCUAAGGCUAAACGUUUUGAGGUUUCAGUUGAAGAUAUUAUGAAAUCUGGUUCUGGAAUGAAAGCUGGUUGUUCCGCCGACCAAUUAUUACAGAGUUCACUGCUUUCAGGAGUAAAAUGUCCGAAGCGUGCAAGGAUGCUAGCUGAUUUCAUCGUUGAAUUGCAUUCAGUUUUUGACAAAUUAUACUUCACCUAUUUAGAAAUCAAUCCAUUAGUUAUUUGUAAAUGGAAUAUGAAUGCAAACAAACUUAAUGAUUGUAAUGGUAGCAGUUAUCAUAUCAUUAACGAUAAUGAACUACAGGAUGUAGAUCAUGAUACCAACGAACAGUUAUAUAUUCAUAUAUUGGAUGUUGCUGCCAAAUUGGAUCAGUGUGCAGAACAUUUGUUCACUUCAAGUUUGGAAUGGUCAGUGAAUGGAGAAAUGUUGAAAUUUCCUUUUGGUUUUGGUAAAACUGAAACUAAGGAGGAAGCGUACAUCGCAAAGUUGGAUGCUCGAACAGGUGCUUCAUUAAAGCUUACUAUACUUAAUCCAAAUGGUCGUAUAUGGACAAUGAGUGCAGGUGGUGGAGCUUCAGUAAUUUAUGCUGAUACAGUUUGUGAAUUAGCUGAAAAAGUCAAAGCAGCCGGCGGUACAAGUCAAGGUGUAAAAGAUUUAGCAAAUUAUGGUGAAUAUUCUGGAGCACCAUCAGAAGAAUUAACUUAUGAAUAUUCAAAAACAAUUCUAAAUUUGAUGACUACUGGAGAACUACAUCCAGAUGGUAAAGUUUUACUAAUCGGUGGGGGAAUUGCGAAUUUCACAAAUAUUGCUGCUACAUUUAAAGGUCUUCGUGUAAUGCGUGAAUUGGGUCGUACUAUCGAUAUUCCAAUUUAUGUAUUUGGACCUGAAACUCAUAUGACUGCUAUCGUAUCAAUGGCAUUUGGUUUACGUCAAAUACCUCCACCUAAAGUAGAUCAUAUUCAGUCAUCUGCAGAUACUCUAUCAUUGUACAGUUACAGUGGUUCUGGCUGUGAACAUAAAAAUUCAGAAAAAUCAACACCAGUUGUAACCAAUCAAACUCGCAAGGUUUCUGAACUCUCUUCUACUAUCACUACUGCUACUACUACUACUACUACUACUACUACUACCAAUGGUAAUAAUCAUGAAACUAUUUAUGAAGAACCGCUUUUUACAGUGAAAACAAAGUGUUUAAUAUGGGGUUUACAAGUGAAAGCUGUUCAAUCUAUGUUAGAUUUCGAUUAUGCUUCCGGUCGUGAAAGUCCAAGUGUAGCAGCUCUGAUUUAUCCUUUCAACGACGAUCAUCAAUUAAAAUUUUAUUGGGGUGCAAAAGAAUUAUUUCUACCAGUUUAUAAGUAUAUGUUGAAUGCAAUGCACAAGCAUCCAGAUGCACGUGUAUUAGUGAAUUUCGCUUCAUUACGAGUUGCGUAUGAUAUAUGCAUGGAAGCUAUGGAAGUGGAUUGUAUAGUUUCAUCUAAUUAUAAAGAGAAUGGAAUAUCGAAUGAACACAAUAAUACAUCUAUUCAUAACAAUAUUAAUAAUAAUGGUUUAUCAGUAAACGAGGCACAGAUCAAGUGUAUCGCUAUUAUAGCUGAAGGUAUACCAGAAAAUAUGACACGUCGUUUAAUACAACGAUCCAAAGAAAGAAAUAUUCUAUUGAUUGGUCCAGCAACUGUAGGUGGCUUAAAAUCUGGCUGCUUCAAAAUCGGUAAUACAGGCGGAAUGACAGACAAUAUACUGGCAUCAAAACUUUAUCGACCUGGAAGUGUUGCUUAUGUAUCACGUUCUGGUGGAAUGUCCAAUGAAUUGAAUAAUAUUAUUUCAAUGAAUUCUGAUGGUGUUUAUGAAGGUGUCGCGAUUGGUGGUGAUCGUUUUCCUGGUUCAACAUUUAUUGAUCAUAUUCUACGUUAUGAAAAUAAUCCAGAAGUCGGUAUGAUUGUUGUCUUGGGUGAAGUUGGUGGUAUAGAAGAAUAUGCAAUAAUUGAAGCGGUUAAAUUGGGCAAGAUAAAAAAACCAAUUGUAGCCUGGUGUAUAGGAUCCUGCGGUGAAUUAUUAAGCGCUGCAGCUAAUUCGAAUAAUAAUACAGACAGUAAUAAUAUUACUAGUGGUUCAAUUCAAUUUGGUCAUGCUGGUGCAUGUGCUAAUUCUUUACAAGAAACAGCUACAGCGAAAAAUCAUGCAUUGGCUAGUGUUGGUAUAUAUGUUCCAGAAUCAUUUGAUGAAUUAGAUCUCUUAAUUAGACGUGUUUUUGAUGAACUUGUAAGAAGUGGUCAGUUAAUCCCGAAAACUGAUCAUCCACCUCGUACUGUUCCAAUGGAUUAUGAAUGGGCCAAGGAAUUAGGUCUAAUUCGUCGACCAGUUUCGUUUACAUCAACAAUAUGUGACGAUAGAGGCGAAGAGUUAUUGUAUGCUGGAAUGCCAAUUAGUCAUGUGAUUGAACAAGAUUUAGGCAUAGGUGGUGUUCUUGGCUUAUUAUGGUUCAAAAGAAGAUUACCUGAAUAUGCAACAAAAUUUUUAGAAUUAUGUCUUAUCAUAACAGCGGAUCAUGGUCCAGCUGUAUCCGGUGCACAUAAUACAAUAGUGGCAACACGUGCUGGUAAAGAUCUCAUCUCUAGUCUUGUAUCUGGACUUUUAACAAUUGGUGAUAGAUUUGGUGGUGCAUUGGAUGCUGCAGCGCGUCAGUUUUCACAAGCUUAUGAUGCCGGCUUAACACCUAUUCAGUUUGUUAAUCAAGAACGUCAAGCAUCACGUCUUAUCAUGGGUAUUGGACAUCGGAUUAAAUCUAUAACUAAUCCAGAUAAACGUGUUCAGUUACUGUCCAAUUAUGUACAUGAACAUUUUGUAGCAACUCCAGUUGUUGACUAUGCACUCGAAGUUGAAAAAGUUACCACUAAUAAGCGUCCCAAUUUAAUAUUAAAUGUUGAUGGUAUGAUUGGUGUAGCAAUGGUAGAUUUGUUAAGAAGCUCCGGUCAUUUCACACAAGAAGAAGCCGAAGAGUAUAUUACCAUUGGAACAUUGAAUGGCUUGUUUGUUUUGGGUCGAUCAAUCGGGUUUAUUGGUCAUUACCUGGAUCAGAAACGUUUACAUCAAGGCUUGUAUCGUCAUCCAUGGGAAGAUAUUUCAUACAUGUUACCAAAACAUCCAUAA